This is a messenger RNA of Cuscuta europaea, 420 nucleotides long. The record is from the annotation of a GenBank genome assembly. NCBI's taxonomy places the organism in Eukaryota, Viridiplantae, Streptophyta, Magnoliopsida, Solanales, Convolvulaceae.
GGGACCGUCAACUGAUCAAGAUAAAUUCACAAGUGUGAAUAUCACUGAUUGUGAAUGGCUCCUAGACUCCGGUGCGUCAUACCACAUGACGGGAAAUACACAAGUCUUGACCCAGGUUGAGAAGUUGGCACCUAUUCCCGUAACUCUACCCGAUGGAAAUAUUAACCAUGCAACAUGUGUGAGACAAGACCUACCUACGAGGAUGCCGAUUGGAGUGGAUAAAUGGUGCGGGGGAGUAUACUAUUUUCACUUCCUUGACAAGCUGCGAGCUCAUUCCAUCAAGGGUGAUCGUUCAGGUGAUCUGUGGCAUUCAAGGCUGGGUCAUCCUUCCAAAAUAGUGUUACGUCUAGUUAGUGGCUUGAAUAAAUCUCCAUUUAUUUUUUAUUCGAAUAAAACGUGUAGUGAUGCAUGCAUGCGUGG